AUGCCAAAGCGCAAUGUGACCGCCAUAAAAAGAACAGCCAAAACUUCAAGUUAUUUCGUCCGAUCAAGGGGGAACAAUCGCAAAUGUGGAGAUGGCGAUUUAUCGAAGACUUGGGAACAAGUCAAGAAACGAGAUGAAAAAUCUGAUGAGAAGAAAAUAAUUACGAUUCAUGCUUUAGAGGAGGAGUCAUCGCCAAUUCGAGAUGGUGUAUGUUCAUCGUCAUGUCAGGAUGUGUCUGUAUUGGAGCGGGCACAGACGUCCGACUUGGACUUGGCAGCUCAGACACAGCUGCAAGAUGGAAGUGAUAGGACGGAUUACAAGAACCAGGAUGAUACAGAGGCUAGAGCUGCUCCGAUUGAUACUCAUGUAGAGACCGAAAMCCUGCCGCUCCAAUCAAUUAACGCAGGGAAGUUCGUCCAGCGAGGGGAUACUGAUGAUGAUAGCACCAACCCUGAGGCAGAAACACUUCCGCAACACCAAGAAGAACGAAAUUACCGGCCAGAAAAAAGACCGAGAUCAUCCUCCCCGCGCAAACAACCCCCAAGACUAUCCCCUUAUUUCCCCAAACCACUCCCCCUCAUCGAAACAUCCUGUCUCCCUUUCCCACCCAUCGCAGCACCCACCUUCGGUUUAAUCCAAGAACAACUUUCCCUCUCCCCCUUCCGUCUUCUCAUCGCCACGAUAUUCCUGAAUCGAACGCGUGGACCAGUAGCAAUUCCCGUCCUCUUCAAACUCUUCGAUCUCUAUCCAACAAUCGAAGACAUGGCAUCUGCAAACCACGAAGAUAUAGUAUCCAUAAUCCGUGGCUUGGGCUUUCAGAACCAACGAGCCACGAAAUUCAUCGCUUUGGCGCGGAAGUGGCUCSAGUCUCCGCCAGAAAGAGGGACGAGGUAUCGCAAAUUGAAUUAUCCGCUGAAACGGGAUGGAGCGGACGUUGCGCCGGACGAGGUUGUGCGUGAUGAAGCAGACCAGGGCGGCGAUGGGCAAUGUGAUACGAGAGUGGCAUGGGAAAUAGCACAUUUACCGGGCGUGGGUGCGUAUGCGAUUGAUUCGUGGCGGAUAUUUUGUCGCGAUCAUCUCCGCUACAACCAACUGCCAGUAUCAUCAACCGAAGCCGAUGAAGUCUGUUAUGAACCAGAGUGGAAACGAGUCCUGCCUCAAGACAAAGAGUUACGAGCCUACCUCUCUUGGAAAUGGCUCCAGGAAGGAUCGGUAUGGAACUGUGAGAAUGGCUCUAUAAAGAAAGCGGACACAGAAAUGAUGAAGAGAGCUGAAAAGGGUGGCGUUGCGUUUGAGGGUGGGGAUGGGCAUCUGGUCGUUAUGAAUAUCCAGGCUUCUUCAGCUGGUGUACAUGGAUUGCAGGAUGUACGAAAGGCUGGAUUUAGUUUGGACUGUACUUGA
This is a messenger RNA of Talaromyces amestolkiae, 1401 nucleotides long. RefSeq lists its product as uncharacterized. Lineage: Eukaryota; Fungi; Ascomycota; Eurotiomycetes; Eurotiales; Trichocomaceae. The coding region runs from base 1 to 1401 and encodes 466 amino acids. Gene Ontology annotation, molecular function: catalytic activity; DNA binding. Gene Ontology annotation, biological process: base-excision repair. The transcript has a single exon. The record is from RefSeq and is a predicted model, not a curated record. Gene Ontology annotation, cellular component: nucleus.